UGCCUUCGCAUGAUUUUUUAUGAAUAAUUUCAAUGGCCUGAUAAAAGAAAUGUUCUGUGCAUGUUCUAUCACCUGAAUAGUAUUUUAUAUAGAAAGUGUGAAAAUUGGUGUUUCGAAUUCCUGGUGGAAAUCUCUAUGAAUUGACCAUCCGAGUUGUGAAAAAUGAUAUGUACGACUGACCUGGAUUUUGCUCCUUCUCAAGUAACAAACAAGGAAUAUGAUGCCAACGAAAAUCAAAACCUUGCCGCUAGUAAUGGUCAAUCUACAUCUCCAAGUUCACCUAUUGCGUCGUGUUCGAACCAUCAAGAAACACAGCGUUUUUCUCCUGCUCCAUCAUGUUCCUACCAAUCCGCUUACGAAAAUUCAAAUUACACCAUUAACUGCAAUUAA
This is a messenger RNA of Acanthoscelides obtectus, 390 nucleotides long. The record is from the annotation of a GenBank genome assembly. Lineage: Eukaryota; Metazoa; Arthropoda; Insecta; Coleoptera; Chrysomelidae.